AUGGGUAACGGGCAGUCAGCCGAGACUCGGAAGGUUUCUACGGACUCUUCCACAGUGAAAGAGAAUGGCAGGGCAAUAGAAAAGCCGGAAGCUGCGCUGUCGGAAAAACGGGUCUCAGGGGAGGCGGCGCUACAGCAGCAGCAACCCCAGCGGCCGGUGCCGCCGGCCCCACCGGACCGGAAGCACCAGGGAGAAACGGUGCAGUCCCAGGUGCGCUCUUCCACUGGUGGAACGGAAUUGAAACGUGAACGUCGAGUGACGCUGCCACCAGGGUUGGAUGCCGGAGACAUUGUGCUUUUUAACCGGCGCUGCCUGGCCAUGGCGCCGCUCGGAGCGCUAAUCUGUGCGGUGGCGAAAGCCAUGUCCAAUUCUCGGUGGGACCACGUCGGCAUCGUUGUUCGCAAAGAGGACGGCUCGUUGCACCUUCUCGAGGCGAACCUUUCUGGCGUAACAUUGCGACCGCUUGACGAGAGAAUACGGCGCUCGCGCUCGAACGAGAUCGCGUUCCGAAGACUCUCUAUUAUUCGCACGGAGCGCUUUCGCACCGAGCUGCUGCACUUUGCGGAACAGGUACUCGAGACGCCAUACAAGAAUGAUCUUGGCGCUAUGCUGGUAAGCGUGAUCCACCCCGCCGAUAUGCAGGAACGCGAGCGACUUCAUGCCUUGCUCGUGAGUCGUCGUGCGCAGCGCAUGGAAGUAGAGCGCGAGCUGCGCGAAGCUGCACUCACUGCAUUCCAGCGCAACUCGCUUCUCGAGCAACGUCGCAUUCUCCUGCAAUCGGAGGAGAAGAUUGAAGAGGUUCUCCGUCGCGAGCUUGCCGCUACGAAAGGCGGCUUCUUCGAAGGCUCGAACGAUCUCAGUCGUGUAUUUUGCUCGGAACUGGUGGCGGCGGCGUAUCAGCGGCUAGGACUGUUGAGCUCCUUUCCGCCGGCGGAUAGCUACGUACCAAAAGAUUUCAGUACAGAGCAGGCGAACCCACCGGGAGUACACCUUUUGAAAAAUGCUCGUCUCGGGAAUGAGGAAUUCAUUCGGCGACUGCCAACACAGAAACAAGGGUGGUUUGCCAGCUUGCUGGGCUCCGACUCCAAUCAAGACAGGACUACAACCGAGGCCACUGGCACCAAUCCCGCAGACGAGGCUGUACCCGGAACCGACGCGAAUGCCGCAGGAGCAAGCCCCGUGUCGGAUGCAAGCGGUCAACCCGCAUAUCCCCGAGGAGAAUCGCGUGAACUGAUCCGUGACGCCCUCAAAAGGACCCCGAUAUUCGCUGCCUUGCCUGAUGAGUACACGCGCAAUCACCUCGUGAAGAGCUUCCGGCCAGUCAUCGUCGAAGCCGGAGACUACGUCUUCCACCAGGGAGACUAUGGCGAUGCCUUCUACGUGGUCGAAAGCGGAUCACUUGAUCGCUAUAUCGCCAAGGACGGCCAGGAGCCCAUUCAAGUAUCUACACUGGGUCCGCGCAACUCGUUUGGCCUUACUGCGCUUUUCUUCAACGCAGCCGGGCGUUCGAGCACAAUCCGAGCCCGCGAGCGCUCCUUGCUCUGGAGACUCGAUCGCGCCACGUUCGAACGUUUCGCCUUGGACUUUGGCGAAACAUCCGUCAUCGAGAAUGCCGCGGAGAGUCGCCAGCUCCGCGCCCUAUUGAAGAAGCAUUUCCUCUUCUCGCGACUCGAUCGUAUUGGCCCGAAGGAACUCGAGAGUUUCUUCACGGUGAAUUUCAGACCCGGUGAGACCGUCUUCGAACAAGGAGAAAAGGGUGAUAACUUCUAUAUCGUGAAAAGCGGCGUGCUGGAACGUUGGAUCUCCAAACCAGGACACCAGCCGAAACUUGCUGGUACGCUCCAACCUGGCGACAGUUUCGGUGAACUCUCGCUCAUGUACAAUGCACCACGUGGAGCGACCGUACGCGCACGCACUGACGUAGAGCUCUGGGCCAUCAGCGCCGAAUCCUUCCAUCGACUUCAUUUAGGAGGCGGAGCCUGCUAUCUAGAGCGCAUCUUCAAAGAAUACGCGUCUGUGAAGCGCGAAAAAUCACAGCGUACGGAUGAUGGCGACCCCUAUGAGUACUUUAUGACCCCCGAAGACUUUCUGCGAUUCGCGCGAGCGGAUGCCUUUAAGGAAUCACCAGAGGACUACCGUCGGCUAUCCAAUCUGCUGCUGCGUCUGGUGAGCAACAACAACAGCGGCUCACUGACGGCGCCACAGCGGAAGACCUCGCAACAAAGCGCACCGCUGAUCGACUUUUGGGAAUUCGUCCGAUUCGAUCUACUACUGAAUCAGCCAGAUGCCGAAAGCCAGCUCAUAUUCCGGUUAUGCGAUCGCGAUAACACCGGACAAGUCGGCAUGCAAGAGUUCCAGGAGAUGUUCCUGGAGUACGCCAAUGGCGAUCGCGAGAUUGAAGCCAUGGUUGAGGAUGGAUCACCGCUGCUGCGUCAACUCUUUGGAAAGCGCGGUGAUCGAAAGCUGAACUUUCGGGACUUUACCGCAGCAAGCGAGGGAAAGCUUCCAGCAAAGUUCCUAGCCGAUAUUCAUCGCCUGAAAGCACAUAUGCAACAGCAGGCUGCGCGUGCGCCGUCGUCGAACGCCCUCGACGACGAGAUCCUGCUUUCGACGAGCUCGCUGCUCGCCGGAACGCCACAGUUUUCUGGAAUAGCGCCCACACACCGCGGCGUCCUGAUUGGUCAUGUGGCCGGUGUUGCCGUUGCUGGUGUACUGGCGAGAACCCUGGUUGCACCACUCGAUCGUCUGAAAGUGCUCAUGCAAACCGAAAGUAUCGUGGUCAAGGUACGGCCGGAGCUGUUGAAGGAUGAGCGCAUAGCUCCGAAUCCGCGAUCGAAACGCAUUUAUUCAAGCGUAUGGCGAGGAUUUCGAAACAUGAUUGCUCAAGACGGUAUCCUGGGCAUGUAUCGAGGCAACGGGGCCAAUGCUCUCCGAAUUCUCCCGGCGACGAUCAUCCAGAGUGCAACGAUUGCCCUAGCGAAGGAGUAUAUCGAAGCACACCGCCCGGAGAAUGCACGACGAUCCCUUGGCUUUGCCGCCUGGGACACGGUCGUGAUUGCUGGCCUCGGUGGUAUCGUUGCAGCAACGAUAACGUAUCCACUGGACACGGCGCGAGCUCGUUUAACCGUUCAGCAUCGGGGCAUUGCCGAGCGCUACCAUGGCGUACUGCAAUGCCUGCGAGAAGUGCGCAAGCAACAAGGCGUGCCUGGCCUGUACCGAGGUCUCCUGUCAAGCACCCUUGGUGUCUUUCCCUACGUGGGAAUUAACUUUGCAGUUUAUGAGACGCUGCGUCCGAUUAUGCCCCGCCGCAACGACGGCAGCGGGCGUCCGACUGCUGGCGGCCUGAUUCUGUCGGGAUUCAUCGCCUCGACGCUGGGCCAGAUGGCUGCCUACCCGUUCGAUACGUGCCGUGUUCGCAUGCAGGUAGAUGAGGGCAGCGGCGGACGCUUUCGGCAGGUGUUUCGAACCGUGCUCAAGGAGGAGGGUAUUCGUGGCCUCUAUCGCGGCCUCGUUCCGAAUAUUCUCAAAGCAUGGCCUACCGUGGCCGUAUCGUUCUAUGCAUACGAGAUGCUUCGCAAGCCGCUGUCGCAGAUGCUUGACAGCGUCUAUGCACCGGCGUCAGGGUUGAAGCCCACAGCGGCCGCGCAAGGUGCUUUCGACUCUCGCUGA
Cyanidioschyzon merolae strain 10D is the source of this 3669-nucleotide messenger RNA. RefSeq names its product similar to mitochondrial calcium-dependent solute carrier. Lineage: Eukaryota; Rhodophyta; Bangiophyceae; Cyanidiales; Cyanidiaceae. Gene Ontology annotation, molecular function: calcium ion binding. The record is from RefSeq and is a predicted model, not a curated record. Gene Ontology annotation, biological process: transmembrane transport. The transcript has a single exon. The coding region runs from base 1 to 3669 and encodes 1222 amino acids.